AGUUCCUAGUUUGUACCCAUUUCCUGUCUACUCAGAUUUUUGAAAAUGUCCGUUUCCUAUUCGGAUCUUGCCCUGUCCCGGACCGCCAACGUAUUAUGCUUCUAUCCCGACCGGAGAAGGCGAAUACCCGAGCAUCAUCGGGUACCGAAUUCUCUCCUCCCGCCGGUGAGGCCGACGUCGUUAUAUGGCGUCGCUGUGGAGAAGAGGAAGAAGAACGAUUCGAAGCCGUCGAUCUGUACCGCCGACGAGUUACACUAUGUCUCUGUUCCCAACUCUGAUUGGACCCUCGCUCUCUGGCGCUACCUUCCUUCUCAUCAGGCGCGGCCGAGGAAUCACCCCCUGUUGCUAUUGUCUGGGGUUGGGACCAAUGCUAUUGGAUAUGAUCUCUCCCCUGAGUCCUCUUUUGCACGCUACAUGUCUGGCCAAGGAUUUGAUACAUGGAUUCUUGAAGUUCGUGGUGCUGGGCUGAGCACACGUGGAAUGGACUUUGGGGAAAUUAAGCAGCCUCUCAAUGCCAUAAGAGAUUCCUCGGUUAAGCAUGGAGUGGAUGUUCUUCCUUCAGAUAGACAUUGUACCUAUGACUCUGGUGCUUUUGCUGAUUCUGACAUCACUUUUGUCAAUGGGAAAACUAAAAGGACUGUGUCUAAAUCAAAUGACGUGAAUUUAGUUACUAAAUUUAGGGAAACUUUCUUGCGUUUAUCAGAGAAACUUUCGGACUUUUUAAAUGAAGAAGCAGGACAAUUUAGGGACUUGAGUGAAUGGCUUGCAAAUGUCAUUGAAGAAAGUCAAGUGCCAGUUCCAACACAGUUUUUGGACUUCCGAGAGCGUUUUUCUACAACAUUAGAUGAAUUACAGAUGCAACUGGACCUGAUCGUAAACUACGAUUGGGACUUUGAUCACUACUUGGAAGAGGAUGUGCCUGCUGUGAUGGAGUACAUAAAGAAUCAUUGCAAACCAAAGGAUGGAAAGUUGCUUGCAAUUGGUCACUCAAUGGGGGGUAUCUUGCUUUAUUCGAUGCUGUCUCGAUGCUGCUUUGAAGGAAGGGAUUCUGGGCUGGCAUCGGUUGCUACUUUGGCUUCUUCACUUGACUACACGUCUUCAAAAUCAUCACUCAAAUUACUUUUGCCUCUGGCCGACCCUGCAGAGGCUCUAAAAGUUCCUGUUCCAAUUGGGGGACUGCUUUCUGCUGCCCAUCCUCUUGCUUCUCGUCCUCCUUAUGUUUUGUCUUGGUUAAAUCCUCAAAUUUCAGCCCAGGAUAUGAUGCAUCCAAAGUUGUUUGAAAAGCUUGUUACAAACAACUUUUGUACAGUACCUGCCAAAGUUCUAUCGCAGCUGACAACAGCCUUCCAAAAGGGUGGUUUACGUGACAGGAGUGGAACUUUCUUCUACAAGGAUCAUUUACGCAAAACCAAUGUCCCUAUUUUAGCACUUGCAGGAGACCAAGAUCUAAUUUGUCCACCCGAAGCUGUCUAUGAGACUGUGAAGCUGAUUUCUGAAGAUUUGGUUGCUUACAAAGUUUUAGGAGAACCUGGAGGUCCACAUUAUGGUCACUAUGAUCUAGUCGGAGGUCGUUUGGUAGCCGAUCAAGUGUAUCCGUGCAUUAUUGAAUUUCUCAGUCGCCAUGACAAGAUUUGAUUUCCUCAUUUUGUUUUCUCUACUUGAGAUUUGGUUCAAUUCUUUUGUCCAUAUAGAAGUGAAACUGAAAGAAAAUUCCCAAAGAAAGGAGGUCCCUUCAUAGUUAUAGAGGAAGAUUGUAUACGUUGUUGUAUUUAGUCCCAUUAUGUACCUUGUUGUAAAGUAAACAUCAUACGACAAUUGAAAAGAUAUAACAAUUUUUUUUU
Molecule: messenger RNA, 1841 nt
Organism: Carya illinoinensis
Lineage: Eukaryota; Viridiplantae; Streptophyta; Magnoliopsida; Fagales; Juglandaceae
Exons: 10
Coding region: 46-1635 (529 amino acids)
Source: RefSeq, a predicted model, not a curated record